UAUAUUUUUCAUAAGUCACGGUAGGUUUACUUUCUCUUCCUGGUUUGACCUGUUCGGUUGUCAUUGGAAGGUUCUCGGUCUCCUCAGUUCAAACUGAUCAGCUCAUAUUGGAGACUUUAUCAUCAGCAAAGGCAACAUGACAGAAAUCGGUGAAAUCGAUGAAGGGUUCUACUCCAGACAGCUGUAUGUUCUGGGUCAUGAUGCCAUGCACCGGAUGGGCACAGCCGACGUCCUCAUUGCAGGCAUGCGUGGUCUUGGGGUAGAAAUAGCCAAAAAUGUGAUCUUGUCCGGAGUCAAGUCUGUCACCAUCCAGGAUGAAGGCCAGACAACAUGGACCGACCUGUCCUCCCAGUUUUUCCUGAAGGAGUCCCAUCUUGGUCAGAACCGAGCCAGAUGUUCCCUACAACAGCUGUCUGACUUAAACCCACGUGUGCAAGUGUCCGCCCACACUGGACCACUUGAUGAAGACCUGCUUCUGCAAUUCCAGGUGGUGGUCCUCACUGAUUCCUCACUGGAUGAUCAAAAGCGUUUCGGUGAGCUCUGCCAUUCACAGGGAAUCAAGUUUAUUGUAGCAGACACCAGAGGACUCUGUGGUCAGUUGUUCUGUGAUUUUGGGGAGGAGUUUGAGGUCUUGGACCGGGAUGGAGAGGCACCUCGAUCAGUGAUAAUACAAAGUAUUACCAAGGCUAAUCCUGGAGUGGUGAUCUGCACAGAUGACCAGAGGCAUGGACUUCGCGAUGGCACCAAAGUUUCCUUCUCUGAAGUCCGUGGCAUGACGGAGCUCAACAGCAUCAGCCCGGUGGAGAUUAAACACCUUAGCCCGCACUCCUUCAGCAUUUGUGACACUUCGGCCUUUUCUGACUAUAAACAAGGUGGAAUAGCGACGGAGGUUAAACAGUCCUUAAUGCUAAGUUUUAAACCACUGAGUGAGGCUCUAUUGGACUAUGAGCUGGUGAUCUUGAAUGAUUAUGGAAAAAUAUCAAGGCACAUGACCCUACACUUGGCUUUCCAAGCCCUCCAUGGCUUCGUGAAGAAAGAACAGCGUCUCCCUGUUCCUUGGUCUCAGUCUGAUGCAGACACCCUGCUUGACAUGGUGAAAAAGUUGAAUACAGUUGCUAAACUGGACGAGCUGGAUGAAUCUGCUGUGCGAAACCUGUCUUACACAGCCCAGGGUGACUUGGCUCCUAUGAAUGCUUUCAUCGGAGGCAUUGCUGCUCAAGAGGUUAUAAAGGCAUGUAGUAGGAAAUUUACACCUCUUAAGCAGUGGCUAUAUUUUGAUGCGCUGGAGUGCCUCCCUGAAGAGGGGGACCAACUGGCAGAGGGCUCCCUUCCAGCAAUAGGCACGAGGUAUGAUGGACAGAUUGCUGUGUUCGGGUCAGCGUUCCAGGAGAAGCUUGAGAGGCAGAAGUAUUUCCUGGUUGGAGCUGGUGCUAUCGGCUGUGAGCUCCUCAAAAACUUUGCCCUCCUUGGGCUCGGUGCUGGAAAAGAAGGACACAUCACUGUGACAGACAUGGAUUUCAUAGAAAAAUCCAACUUGAACCGACAGUUCCUCUUCAGGUCUCAGGAUAUUGGGAAACCAAAAUCAGACGUUGCAGCCAAAGCAGUGCGAGAGAUGAACCCACAGAUGAACAUCACCGCUCACCAGAACCGUCUGGACCCUGGCAGUGAAGAAGUGUAUGAUUACAACUUCUUCAUGGGUCUUGAUGGAGUGGCUGCAGCUCUCGAUAAUGUGGAAGCCAGAGUCUAUCUUGAUGGACGCUGUGUCCUACACAAGAAGCCGUUGCUGGAAGGAGGAACUCUAGGAAGCCAAGGUCAUACUCUGGUGGUGGUGCCUCACCUGACAGAGUCUUAUGGGCAGGACAAAUCAAAACCUACUAAUGUCUUCCCACUGUGCACUCUCAAGAACUUCCCUCACCGCAUUGAGCACACCCUGCAGUGGGCCAGAGACCAGUUUGAAGGACUGUUUAAACAAACUCCUGAAAAUGUGAAUCUCUUCCUGAGAGAUGAAGGAUUUGUAGUGCGGACUCUUGGUCAUGGAGAUGCAGAGGCCCUGGAGGUUCUUGGGGGGGUAUGGAGCAGCCUGGAGGACAUAAAAGCUGGGGGACAACGUCCAACAAAAUGGGAAGACUGUGUGAGCUGGGCACGUUGCAAGUGGGAGACUCUCUUCAACAAUGAUAUCUGCCAGCUUCUGCACUGUUUCCCUCCUGAACAGAAAACUGCUUCCGGUCUACCCUUCUGGUCUGGAUCCAAGAGAUGCCCUCACCCACUGACCUUUGACCCCAACAAUGCAGUCCAUAUGGACUUUGUGGUGGCAGCAGCUAAUCUGUACGGGCAGAUUUUUGGUGUCAAAGGGACGAGAGACUGCGCUUCUAUCAGAGAUAUCUUAGAGAAAGUUGUCGUACCGCCUUUCACUCCCAAGUCCUCCGUGAACAUUCAUGUCACUGACGAGGAGCUGAAGGAGGACAAAGAAAAGGACAGUGAUGAUGCUGAUAAAGCCCAGCUUGAGGACCUGAAAGGAAAGUUGGCCUCACCGUCUCUGAAAAGCUCAGCCAUGCAGAUGUACCCCAUCGACUUUGAGAAGGAUGACGACAGUAACUUCCACAUGGACUACAUUGUUGCUGCUUCCAACCUGAGAGCAGAGAACUACGACAUUCCUGCAGCCGAUCGGCACCAGAGUAAGCGCAUCGCUGGAAGGAUCAUCCCAGCCAUUGCCACUACCACAGCUGCAGUGGCAGGCCUGAUGUGCCUGGAGCUGUAUAAACUGGUGCAAGGUCACAAGAAGAUCAGCUCUUACCGUACAUCUUAUUUCAUCCUGGCUGUCGACCAUUUCGUGUGGUCCCAGCCACUUCAGCCCCAGUCCUUCGAAGUCGCAGGAAAGAAAUUCACCCUGUGGGAUAACUUCCUUGUUGAGGGCAGACGCGCCGGUCAGCAGGAAAUGACCUUGGGAGAUCUGGUCGAUUAUGUCAAGGAAAUAUACAGCUUGACCAUCUGCAGUGUCUUCUACGAAAAGUUUAUCUUAUACAACAAGCAAGAAGAGAGGCUCAAAAAGAGAGUGUCUGAGCUGGUGAAAAUGACCACCAAGGCCGAUAUCCCGCCACACAAAAAGAUGCUGGAGUUGUUCCCCUCAUUUGUUGAAGAUGAGUACUGCGACUUAGUCCCAUCUAUCAUGUACAUGCUGUAGUAAAGUCAUCACAUGGAGCUGCUUCAGUGUGACAAAACAAGCUUAAUGCUGUGGGGUCAAAACAGCUGAAAUCAACCUGGUUUUGUGUUUCUGUGAUUUUUGCGCUUAUUCUCGCGCAUACUGUGAUCAUGUUUUAUUGUUACUCACACAUGGAUGAUUCUACAAAUUCUAUUGUACUCUCCCUGUGCCAUGUCCCAAAAAAUGCUGCACAAUGUUUAAACACUAUAUCUAUUUCCUCAAUCAUAUGUCAAAAGAGGAAACUUUGCAAAUUGUAAUUUCCUUACCAUUAUUGCCAGAAAUUUCACCAGAAAGUACUGACAACUUUUCUGUACACGUGUUAUGUGUCUUUUGAGAGGUCGAGCUAAGAGGUUGUGAUGCUUGCCAAGGCAUAUGGAUUAGAUGAUCUGGCACUGCUGGGGCAUGGCUGGCCUGGUUUCAAGGUUUAAUUCAGGUCAGACUGAGUACUAUGUUGAAGGGGUGCAGUCAGAGCAAGCAGUUGGUACAGUAGAUACAGUGCUUUGACUGUUCGGGGUGCUCUUGCCAUCUGGACACAGCUGUCUUGUGUAAAUCCCGAUCCCAGGCACACCUCACCUCCAGUGCAAACCUCUCCCUACAUGAAGAAUCCCAGAGCUGGACAGAGUGGAGAAGCUGGACUCAUCUACAAAGCCUUCAUCCUCAGAGAGCUUUUGUGCAUGUCUUGCUCUUUUCUACAACCUCACAAUGUGUUUCAAUUCCCAAUUAACAUAUUUACACGCUUCUCCCCCCUGGCCAUGUGAUUGAAAGAUGCUGUUUGUGAUUAACAGAAUUAAAUAAAGAUGAGCAUGAGGAACAAU
Larimichthys crocea (large yellow croaker) is the source of this 4014-nucleotide messenger RNA. RefSeq names its product ubiquitin-like modifier activating enzyme 7 (gene uba7). The record is from RefSeq and is a predicted model, not a curated record. The coding region runs from base 137 to 3181 and encodes 1014 amino acids. The transcript has 24 exons. Gene Ontology annotation, cellular component: cytoplasm; SUMO activating enzyme complex. NCBI's taxonomy places the organism in Eukaryota, Metazoa, Chordata, Actinopteri, Sciaenidae. Gene Ontology annotation, molecular function: SUMO activating enzyme activity. Gene Ontology annotation, biological process: protein sumoylation.